UUCUGACAGUGAAUUCGAAACUAGCGGCGCACGCGGUCGUAUUUUGUUUCUUUUAGGGUUCCAUAGUUAAUUGUUGUAGUGUCCUUUCAGUUUAAUCACAGACUGUGACUAUUUUAUACCAUUGUGAUAAUGACCCCCGAAAUGGGUUGUAAAACGAAAGUGGCUGUGUGGUUUUUGUUAAUAGGUGUAACAUCAGCAGAAGUAACCCUCAAUGGUGUGUGGAAGGAGAACUUCGGGUGGGAGGUGCGGUGUUCAUGGGAGACCUGGUUGAAUGACACGCUGCAGUCAGUAAGGAUGUUCAGAAACGACAAGCAGUUCGUUGUCUACAGGCCUGAGACAAGCGGAGCUCAACUCAGGGAAGAUAUACCGUCCGAAGAUUUCCGAAUGACCAUUUUCUGCCGACUGUCCUCCCCACAAGGACAGAGGGGCAGUUGUAUCGCCAAGAUAGAAGUCUAUCGUAAUACCUCAGAAGACAUUUACAAAUGUGAAGUCUCCGGCGAAAGACCGCAUUUUCGGCUGGAAUACAAGGAGUACAAUGCUUUUGUACCACCAACUUACACCAGUGUGAAGCAGAUUGAAACUGACGCAGCCAAGAAAGUGCUGAACUGCACCUCAUCAGGGUUACCUGCUCCGAAGCUGAUCUGGACGGUGAAUGGUCAAAAGAUACCAGAAGACUUCACCUACACGGCGUGGAACAAGACGUCCAAGUUAUGGCACUCCUGGUCCUCUUACAACCCUCAGUCGGAUUACAUGAAGGUGACCUGCACUCCGGUGGUGACCAGCAAGAACGGUCAGGUCGAGCGAGGGUGGCCAGUCGAGUACGUCGUCCUUCCGAAUGGCACUGCUUUGAACAGUGCUGCCAAAAUAAUUGUCAUCAUUUCGUUGAUGACGUCACUAUGGAGAUGACUGCCCGACUGCUCUGAGUAAAACAUAAUUGUGCAAUUAAAAAGGACUCUUAUACUUAAUAUCAUAAUUAAAUAUUGUUAAACAAGCAGUAUUGUAACUAAAUACAACAUAGUGACGCAUUGGUACAAGUCGGAGCCUAUAUUGUCCACUUGUUCAGACAAGUAGGUAGGAAAUUCAUUAAAAAUCUGCAUCACAAUAACACAUCUUCAACUAAUGUAUAAAAACAUAGUAAGUAUUGCAGGAUGUUAGUACCAUCGUAACGAAUACUGAGGGGGAUGAUUCAGACCACGAUUCUGAGUUAAUAUCAAGUAGAAUAUCCUCUCGGAAAAUUCAUGUUUUUUUUUUCUUUAAUUAUUUUCAGUUCCAUACUUGUGCAACGGAUAAUUCCAUCAGUCAAAGUUUUUAUUACGAUGUCAUUAACACACUGUAUAGUAUUGUAAGUAAAUGAAUCAUAAAAAAUGUUGACAGUAAGUUAUAACAGAAAGACAAACAAACAAAAUAAAUGGCUCUUGCUAUUUUUUGUAAAGAUGCAAAAGCAAAAAAAAAUAUGCAAAAAGCAAAAGUUAAAAUAAAAUUAUUUUUAUUUGAAAUAAAUAAUAAUGUUGAUUGGUA
Pectinophora gossypiella (pink bollworm) is the source of this 1518-nucleotide messenger RNA. RefSeq lists its product as uncharacterized. The transcript has 6 exons. The record is from RefSeq and is a predicted model, not a curated record. Bases 130 to 906 code for a protein of 258 amino acids. NCBI's taxonomy places the organism in Eukaryota, Metazoa, Arthropoda, Insecta, Lepidoptera, Gelechiidae.